GUAGCCCUGUUGUGAUGGCGACAUAAACCGAGUCAAGCCUAGUAAGCACAUGUGGAAACGUCCAAAUAGUUCAAACCAAAUCAGUUUUACUCAUAUUGCACCAAAAUCGCAAUCACAGCUCCUCAGUUGGCUUUACGAUCGGCACUGUGAACGACAUCCUCUGUCCUUAGAGGCUCUUAGAGAGAAAACGUUGAGGUAAAAGUUCAUGUAUCUUAACUUUAAGGUGGGUUUUAAAGUUUAGCUUGUGAUUUAAUCAGCUGUAAAAGUAAAUCCCUGUCGUUGCAAUCAAGAGAAACAUUUCGGUAUUCAGGACACAAAGGCAGGAUGUUAUUAUUCAUCCAGAUCAGAGUCUUCAACUAAGAUUAACACAUCAUCUGCAUAUAGAUUCACCUGGGCACCGUGAAAGUCCGGGCUAUUUGGGACGGACUUCAGAUGAACCUGCAGGUCAAACACAACUGUCCCUGGGAAAUAAUAUUACAUAUAUAUAUUUAUACAUACUGAGCUGUGCCUUUGCCUGUACGUUGUGUUGUAUCCGAGCUAAAAGAGACGAGGACGUGAGGUGGGGAGGGAGGGGAGCAGGGACAGUAGGGGGCGGAGGAGCCGCGAGAACAGAAGGGCCGCAACACUCGUGAUGUGAUUAAACGUCUGCUCGAACACAGGGGUUCCCUGGAACAGAGAGACACUUAGACCGAGAGAGAGAGGGAGAGAGAGAGAGAGAGAGAGGAGGGGAAAAGAGAGGGAGAUGAUCACAGAUCGAGCUGAAGGUGACGGGGAACCAGCUACUGUCGGCUCUCGGGACAUCUCUUAACUUUUACUGAACGAAGCUGCUCUCUGCGUGCUGCCAGGACUGAAGUCUUGACAGCCUCCAAACCAGUUUGGAUUCCUGUGGCGACGCCCAGCUGGCUGACGGCCAUUGUUUCUGUGGCGUGAGGAAAACAUCCACCUAUACUGCCCAUAUAAGGACGUCCUGUUUGCUGUUAUGUGAAGCUGCCAUCUUGGUGCCAACCGAUAGUCAUAACAAUUCCAGCUUUUGGCAGAGCUGUUCGUCGUGGAUUAGAUAAUUCAUUAAAUGUCCGAUGAGAUCCAAGAAAUCCUUGGUUGAAGUGAAAUCAUGAUCCUGUCGCUGAAGUGAGGUGUGGUCCAACAAACUACAGUCUUGUUGAAGAUUCAAAGACACCAACAAAGCCCAAAAAAACUCAAAGCUCAUCUUCAUUUGGAGCUAUGCCCUGGCCAUCUCCUCCGUCUUUGCUCUACCUUUUCAUUGGACUGCUGCUUCUCGUCCUUUGGGCACCCUCAGCGAUCAGAGGCCAGAAUGACACGGAGCCAAUCGUGUUGGAGGGAAAGUGUCUGGUGGUGUGUGACUCCACCCCUUCUGCGGAGCCAUCGGGAAACGCUCUGGGCAUGUCGGUGAGGUCGGGAACCGGUCGGGUGGCGUUUUCAGCCAUCCGUAACACCAACCACGAACCCUCGGAGAUGAGCAACCGCACCAUGACCAUCUACUUUGACCAGAUCCUAGUAAAUGUUGGCAGCCAUUUCGACCCGGCGAGGAGUGUCUUCGUGGCCCCGAGAAAAGGAGUCUACAGUUUCAGCUUUCACGUGGUCAAAGUUUACAACCGGCAGACGAUACAAGUGAGUUUGGUUCUCAACGGCUGGCCAGUGAUUUCAGCCUUCGCAGGUGAUCAGGACGUGACCAGAGAAGCUGCCACCAACGCCGGCCUGGUGAUGAUGGAGCGAGGGGACAAGGCUUACCUCAAACUGGAGAGGGGGAACCUGAUGGGAGGGUGGAAGUACUCCACUUUCUCCGGGUUUCUUGUGUUCCCCUUGUAGGUUAGGUGGAGGUAGGGUGGGAGUUUGUGUUCUUGUCAUAGCCGAGGGUACGGAUGGGAGGGAAGGGUAUAGAACAAAGGUUGUUCUGGGGGCGAGUGUUAUUUGAUGGAAAGGAGGAAGCAUCACUGGAUACACACUGAAGUCGGGAAAGACAACAAACUGCUCUGAUGCAUCUUCAUAUGAAACUGAGAAUUCACUCUGCGCCAAAUAAUCCUGAAUGUAAUUUCCAUUUCCCUCUCACUAUCAUGGCUUUUCACUCUUACUUCAUAUUGUAGUGUGUAUGUCUAUGCUUGCUUACACCAGGUGUUUGGGGUUUUUUGUUGUUUGUUUUUUUUCAUUAAUGCAUGAAAAACAGAGCAGCAAAUCUCGGUGGCAAUAAAGACAAUUAUUGUGUCAAGUCUCUAAUCUAUCUGUCUAGAAAGAUAGAUUAAGAUUAUGU
This is a messenger RNA of Acanthopagrus latus (yellowfin seabream), 2266 nucleotides long. RefSeq names its product cerebellin-1. The coding region runs from base 1222 to 1827 and encodes 201 amino acids. The record is from RefSeq and is a predicted model, not a curated record. Gene Ontology annotation, molecular function: protein binding. Lineage: Eukaryota; Metazoa; Chordata; Actinopteri; Spariformes; Sparidae. The transcript is spliced from 4 exons. Gene Ontology annotation, cellular component: glutamatergic synapse; synaptic cleft.